Lineus longissimus is the source of this 676-nucleotide messenger RNA. RefSeq names its product large ribosomal subunit protein mL42-like. Gene Ontology annotation, cellular component: mitochondrial large ribosomal subunit. Lineage: Eukaryota; Metazoa; Nemertea; Pilidiophora; Heteronemertea; Lineidae. The record is from RefSeq and is a predicted model, not a curated record. The transcript is spliced from 6 exons. The coding region runs from base 32 to 475 and encodes 147 amino acids.
CGCGGAUGGAUAUAACAUCGACAAAUUCAAGAUGUCAGCCUCCAUGGCUGGACGUGCCCUUUUAAAAAGAUCACGUUUAUUACAAAAUUCCCUUCAAAACUGCCAGACAUGCCACUUUAGUUCAACAGUCAGAGUGCUUAGGGCAGCUUCAAAUGAAUCAAACAGAAGAGGUUUACCGAACCUAUCGAUUACUGUCAGCGAUGAUGGAGCUACAAUAAUGUGCUGGCAUCCUGAACAACCUACACCAUAUGAACACACAAAGCCCAUCAUCAGAAAAGAGAGUGAUAUCACAGAGGGUGAUUCUGUGCUGAAAGUUCAACUGCUUCAUCAGGAUGAACACAGAUACGAACCAGACGGCCCAAGAAAGUUUGAGCUGAUGAAUAUGUUUUUCACAACUAAGCACAGAUGGUUUCCUCCGGGUUCUAAAGCAAAAAAGCGCAAAGCUCCAUUCCCCCGUUCUAGAGAGAGUAUAUGAGACUCUGUAUUAAGACCAAAUCUGAACAGAAAAAAGAGAACAUCCAGUCUGCUUUUCUGAUGUUCAGGAGGAGAACAGUGUUUAUGUCUUGAAGAAUCAUCAGUUGGCAUUGUGUGUGUUGUUUGCUCAUUAGAAGUACAUGAAAGUGUUUAAUAGAUACCAGUCCUGUAAACUAAAUAAAUUUGUAUCUAAGUAUUGAGA